AUGUCUAAAACGAUACACGAAUAUUUUGAACGAAAGUGUAGUGAUUGGAGUAUUGAAGAUUUUUUAAAUGAAAGUAAAGAGGAACCGUUCCGGCUAAAAAUAGGCUUGUAUACAAAAAGCCUUGAGGAAAUUAAUGUCAAUGAUCAAGGAAAGAGGCAGCAAAAAGCACAACUUUUGCUUAACAGAUAUAUGAAGGCAAGUAAAAUUCUUUUUAUUGGAAAUUUAGUUGUAGUAAAAGACGUGACGGGAACCUUCAUGCUUCCUUAUUAUUCAAGUCUUUAUGCCGAGCCAGAAAACCAGCAUUGGGGCACAUUCCACCUUCACCAUUGUACAUUCACUGGAAUUGGGACUAUUAAUGGCGGAACUGGAACUGUCUGUGGUGGAACGUUUGGUGUUAAUUAUUCGCAUAAAAAAAGAGAUCUUGAAAAGGAUGAGGAAAAAGAACACUCGAAAGAAUGGAAUUUUAGACCACGGAAGAAAGUAAAUUAUGCCGAUGUUUCGAAUUCUGAUACGGACUUGGAUGAUUGUGAAAAUGAGGUAAAUGGAGGAGUAUCCGGAAAUGAUCAAACUCACUUAGAAAAUAACACCGUUUCUCGUGAAUGCGAUGAACCAGUGGAUGAGUCAAAUAUAACACCCAUUCAGGAAAGGUCAUCGAUGGAAAUUGAUUAUGAAUCGAUAAACAAAAUCGCUAUGCAAAAUGAUAAUGAUGGAUUUCGAACUCUUCCUCAUCAAAUUUCCAGUAACACAUACAACCCAGAAAUAUCAGUUAACGAAAAUAUGCUAAGAAUGUUUCCUAUGAGUUUAGCCAAGCUGGACAAAUCCAAGAACUCCCAGAAAAAUAAUCCAUUUUCGUUCACAAUUGAUGAUGUAAUGGAUAUUCGAGGAGAAAGUGGUUUUGCUAAAUUUUUGCCAGUUAAUGAUUAUAUAGAAUUACUAUCAAAAAAACCAAAGAGGGUAGUUAAAUUACCAGAAGAUUGGCGUAAUGUUAUUGAAGAAUAUUAUAAGGAAACAACCGAAAGUGGGUCGGUAAAAAGUAUAUCAGACUGGAUUCGUAUUACAGAAGAAUUGGGAGUUAUAAAAGAGGAAGAUAACAGAGAACUGAUAAAACUAAAAAAAUAUUUGAAUCGAGUUUUCCCAGAUAUCAGUGCUCCAGACAGUAGUGAACACCAUUAUUGGUCAGAAUUUGGACAUCGUUUUUUCUCAAGGGCAUUACAAGAAUUCGUAGGUCUUGAUUGGCGGGCCAUGGAAGCUCCUGUACAGGCCUCCAAGUAUAGAAAAAAUUAUGGACACAAUCAUAUCUUUGACACAGUGGUUGAUGGAAAAUAUGCAGACUUGUUGGCGCGGGUGUGGAAAACUGGUGAAGAAAUUUUUGUUGGAGAACAAGCCGGACCUCCCACUCGAUGUGAUCUAACAAAAUUAGCAACCGACUCUUUUAAAUUGUAUAGAGAAAUGAGAGAUUGUUUAAAUGUUAGAAUUUUACGGGCCAUUGAAAAGGGUGACGUGAAUUAUGAUAAUCGGUCUGUCUUCGGAAUAUUGGGUUUUCUUUUUGAAAUCAAAAUGCUCAUAAUGUGGAAAGAUGGUGUAUACGUAUGUGAAAAAUAUGGAAGCUUAAACAUUGCUUCUAAUCCAAGCCAAAUUUCAGAGAUGAAAUCAGGUAUAUUAAGGCUAUUGGAGUUUAUGAUGAUCAUUAAAACCGAAACGAAAAAUAACGUGGAAACUGAGUAUAAUCCUAAUUCUAUACAAAUUUUGAAAAGAAAGUUUGAUGAAAUUAUUCGACCGAAGCCAUCGUCUUCAAAAGGUCCAUUUCUUACAAAAGAUAUUUCACCACUUAUCGAGAGCCACUCUGAUGAGGAGAAAGGUAUUACUCCUAAUCCCUUGCCUGAAAUAGAACAUAGCUCAACUCAAUCAAAGCCUGAAACAUAUACUAUCUCUUUACCACAAGAUAUUAUCAAUGAUGAUUCAGCUGAGAUCCUAGAUUUUGUAGAAACGAUACAUAAGGAAAGGAUUAGUAGUGAGAUAAGAGAAGAACCAGGAAAAAAAACUUCAAGAAUCACAUAA
Acaulospora morrowiae is the source of this 2058-nucleotide messenger RNA. The record is from the annotation of a GenBank genome assembly. NCBI's taxonomy places the organism in Eukaryota, Fungi, Glomeromycota, Glomeromycetes, Diversisporales, Acaulosporaceae.